CACAGUACAACAAAAGUCAAAGGAACACAAAAACAGAAGAAAAGAAGGUAAAGUGAACCUUCAUUCCCUUUUCCUCUUUGUUUUUUUCCUUCACACAAAAAACACCAUUAACAAACAAUAACCAAACACAUUCCAAUUUCCAAGUUCCAACCUUUCAGUUUCACCUUCAUUUUUUGUAUCCAUCAGAAAAAGACAUAACUGUCUCUGUUUCUUUCUGUGUUGCCACAUCACUCUCACACAUCAAACUUUUCAUUUUUCAUCAAAUCAAAAACACCCCAUUAAUAAAGUUUUCAUUUUUAGUCAAAUCAAAAACACCCCAUUAAUUUUUGUUUUUUUUGGUUAUUUAUUGACCCAAUUGUUUUGCUUAGAAGAUUUUUUCAUCAGAAAGAUGGGAAAUUCUUUUGGUUGUUCAGCUUCUGGUGAGAGGUUGGUAUCUGCAGCAAGAGAUGGUGAUUUGGUUGAAGCAAAGAUGCUUUUGGAAUUCAAUCCUUGUCUUGCAAAAUACUCAACUUUUGGUGGUCUUAAUUCACCUCUUCAUUUUGCAGCUUCUAAGGGUCAUAACGAGAUUGUGGCAUUGUUGCUUGAAAAAGGAGCUGAUGUGAAUUCAAGGAACUAUUGUGGGCAGACAGCUUUGAUGCAAGCUUGUAGACAUGGUUAUUGGGAAGUUGUACAAACCCUUAUGCUGUACAGAUGUAAUGUUAUGAAAGCAGAUUAUCUAAGUGGGAGGACAGCUCUUCACUUUGCAGCUGUCAGUGGGCAUGUAAGAUGCAUUAGACUUGUGGUGGCUGACUUGGUCCCAAGUGCUCCUUAUGAAACUCUACAUGCUCGUGUGGAUGCUGAUGUUGGUGAUGGAUCAAAUACAAAAAGAAAAAACGAACAAAGUGAAUUGUCCAAGUUUGUAAACAAGACAGCAGAUGCAGGUAUUACUGCACUUCAUAUGGCUGCGUUGAACGGGUACUUCGAUUGUGUACAACUGCUACUUGAUCUUAAUGCAAAUGCAUCAGCUGCAACAUAUCAUUAUGGAACAUCAAUGGAUUUAAUAGGGGCUGGAAGCACUCCAUUGCAUUAUGCUGCGUGUGGCGGAAAUUUAAAAUGCUGUCAGAUCCUCCUUUCAAAAGGUGCAACUCGGAUGGCUUUGAACUGCAAUGGGUGGCUUCCACUUGAUGUGGCUAGGAUGUGGGGGCGUCACUGGCUUGAACCAUUGCUGGCACCGAGUUCUGAUACCAUCGUAUCAUCAUUCCCUACUUCAAAUUAUUUGUUGUUGCCCCUCAUGAGUGUGCUCAACAUAGCCAGGGAAUAUGGAUUGCAUUCUCCUACGACCUCAUCCAAUGAGAUCGACUUCUGUGCUGUCUGCCUGGAGAGGCCAUGUACAGUGGCUGCAGAAGGAUGCAUGCAUGAGCUUUGUGUAAGAUGUGCACUCUACCUUUGCUCUACAGCCAAUGUUUCUUCUGAAAUGCAUGGCCCUCCUGGUUCUGUCCCUUGUCCCCUUUGUCGACAUGGAAUUAUCUCUUUCGUCAAGUUACCAAGUUUCCAACCAAAAGAAAAUAAAUUGCAUGCGUCUCUCAGCAUGUGUACACCAUGCAUACAACAUCCACGUGACAUAGAUCAAUCCUCUUUUUCUCAUAAUACAUCGGAAAUUCGAAAAAACCGGGUUGCUUCUGUUUCUUCCGAGAUGCUUUGCCCUGUCACCUGUACACCAUUUCCAUCUGUAGCGAUUCCUUUAUGUACUUGCAAUGAUGGUCCUUGUCCGCCAUUUGAACCUGGUGAAGAUGAAACACAAGAUGAAUCACCUCGUCACUCACAAGCUUCGACAACAGAUCAAGAUAAAAUGGAAGGACCAAAACUGGUGAAAAAAACAUGUUCAAAUAUGUUUUGGGGUAGAAGAAGUUGCAGCAGGGAGAACCAAUGUAAUUCAGAAAUAAAUGCAUGAUUGAUUCAAUAGGCAAGGACUUAAAACAUAUUUAACUCUUCUCAUCAUGUGUGGAUGCAGUUUACCGUCUUAGAUCAACAAUGUGAAGUCCACAGUUGUCUUAUUAUGCAACCUCAAAUAGUGAAAUCUAGUGGAUGCAUAUAGCAAGAAGAAAUCAAGCUUCUUUGCUUCUGUUUUACUGCAAAGUCUGCAUACUUGGUGAAAGAUAAUAUUCUUGCGUUUCAGCAUUCCUCUUUUUUAUUUAUCAGUUAUGAUAUUUAGAGAGGGUUUGUACAAUUAGUCGUUAUUGCAAUUGGAUUUUAUUUUGCAAUAUAAAAGAUAGUUUUUAGGUGGUGACUGGGUGAAUGCAAAAACUAAAGUACCUUUCUUUUUUAGCAUAUUUAUCAGAUUAGUAGGAGGUUCUGUAUAUUUUGUUUAUCAUGAAUUUUCAUAGGUUUAUAAAGAACAAAUUUGAGUACUAAAUUGUUGUGUUUAUGAGUUUUUCCAUACAA
Medicago truncatula (barrel medic) is the source of this 2421-nucleotide messenger RNA. Its product is annotated as E3 ubiquitin-protein ligase XBAT33. NCBI's taxonomy places the organism in Eukaryota, Viridiplantae, Streptophyta, Magnoliopsida, Fabales, Fabaceae. The record is from RefSeq and is a predicted model, not a curated record. The coding region runs from base 389 to 1930 and encodes 513 amino acids. Gene Ontology annotation, molecular function: protein binding. The transcript has 11 exons.